AAGGGGGCUUCACGCCCAAGCACACACUGAGUUGGAUGACAUACAGUCCGUGCAGUUAAAGGCUCUGUCGACAACAUGGUGUUCCGACUUUGUCUGUGUGUAGCCUUGCUGUUUGUUUGUGGAUAUGCCAACAACUCCAGUGAAUACUGCCGGGUUUUACUCAACUACGACAAAUUUUCGACAUCCUUGGACCAAUUUCUGGCUUCAUUGAAUGAGACUGGUGGGGUCACGGACAUGGGUGGUGAAAACAAAACAGCCUGCCUGGCAGCUGUGGACAGACGUGUUAUUGACCUGGAGAACAAAGUCGAGAAGCUGUUAAAUGACAACAAAAACAAAGUGGCUCGUAUCAGUUACCUGGAGAGAACCCUAGAAAACAAAACAGCCGACCUGGCAGCUAUGGACAGACGUGUUAUUGACAUGGAGAACAACGUCGAGAAGCUGUUAAAUGACAACAACAACAAAGUGGCUCGUAUCAGUUACCUGGAGAGAACCCUAGAAAACAAAACAGCCGACCUGGCAGCUAUGGACAGACGUGUUAUUGACAUGGAGAACAACGUCGAGAAGCUGUUAAAUGACAACAACAACAAAGUGGCUCGUAUCAGUUACCUGGAGAGAACCCUAGAAAACAAAACAGCCGACCUGGCAGCUAUGGACAGACGUGUUAUUGACAUGGAGAACAACGUCGAGAAGCUGUUAAAUGACAACAACAACAAAGUGGCUCGUAUCAGUUACCUGGAGAGAACCCUAGAAAACAAAACAGCCGACCUGGCAGCUAUGGACAGACGUGUUAUUGACAUGGAGAACAACGUCGAGAAGCUGUUAAAUGACAACAACAACAAAGUGGCUCGUAUCAGUUACCUGGAGAGAACCCUAGCCAACCUGACGUCGGAGCGGAGUGCAGAUUGUGGUCCUCCGCCUCAACAACAUAACACAGACGUCUACAUUUCAUCGGGUUUUCAAACCAUUGCCACCUACACAUGCAAGACGGGUUUCAUGACCGUCUAUCUUGGUCAACAAGCAACGGGCUUGUGUCAAAAAGACGGGAACUGGUCGAAGGUCAACUUGAAGUGUUUCAACCUCUCUAGCUGCUGGUCGGCACCUAAUGGAAAAGCGUUGUACGCCGGAACCGUAUCAAACACCAAAACUGGCAAGGUCUGUCAGCGAUGGGAUUCUGAUGACCCAAACGGUCACAACCAUGAUGAAGACGCUGAGUUCUCCAUCCCAGGAUUUGUCCCUCAACAAUCUGUCACAGGAUCCGCUAACUACUGCCGUGACCCAGAUGCCGGAGGGUAUUUAUGGUGUUACACAACGGAUCCAGAUGACCGCUGGGGAAGGUGUGAUGUCCCUGAGUGUUAGAUCCAGGACUGACAGGCUUACAAGUACGAAACUGGCCCAGCUGGCUUCUGUCCUCGUCCUCUCUCCCACUAUUAACAGUGUUGUCUUUACUAUGAGAUGUGUCUAUGUUGUGGGUUGGGAGGAAUUCGUGAUUUUGCAACAUUAAAAUCGGUCAUUGUGAAACAAUAAUAGACCGGAUGUUCUGGACCCCAAACUGUCACGGGAUCUGCUAACUACUGCCGUGACCCAGAUGGUACAGGGUUCUUAUGGCGUUUCACAACGGAUGGUGAUACACGCUGGGAAAAAUGUAAUUGCCGUUUAUUUUCUGAUAAUUCAUAUAAAACCCCUGAAACAAUUAAAACAUUCUUUAGAGAAAACAUAAAUAUAUACUGAUAGAUAAUGUCAGUCAUUAAUAUCAUCUUUAAAUAUAACCAUUUACAAAAUAUUAUUAUUGCUAUAUAUAUUGCAUCAACACUUCAUUGAUGACAUAUUCCAUAUAUACUUUAAUUCAUACAUAGAUAUGCAUAUACAUAUCAUAUAGGGAAACAGAUUAGUAUGAUGCAUUUCUUAUCAUGUAGACAUUACACAAUGCAUAACAUUUAAUAAACCUACCAAGUGUGUGGACCUGGGUACAAUCAGUACACACCGGCAGCUGCACGGGCAAUACAGAUACGUCUCCAUAAA
Haliotis rubra (blacklip abalone) is the source of this 2019-nucleotide messenger RNA. RefSeq lists its product as uncharacterized. The transcript is spliced from 13 exons. The record is from RefSeq and is a predicted model, not a curated record. Lineage: Eukaryota; Metazoa; Mollusca; Gastropoda; Lepetellida; Haliotidae. The coding region runs from base 76 to 1356 and encodes 426 amino acids. Gene Ontology annotation, molecular function: endopeptidase activity; signaling receptor binding.